Biomphalaria glabrata is the source of this 6754-nucleotide messenger RNA. RefSeq names its product transient receptor potential cation channel subfamily M member-like 2. Gene Ontology annotation, molecular function: ligand-gated calcium channel activity. Gene Ontology annotation, cellular component: membrane. The record is from RefSeq and is a predicted model, not a curated record. Bases 617 to 4474 code for a protein of 1285 amino acids. The transcript has 30 exons. Gene Ontology annotation, biological process: calcium ion transmembrane transport. NCBI's taxonomy places the organism in Eukaryota, Metazoa, Mollusca, Gastropoda, Planorbidae.
CAGAUAAACGACUCCAGCGCUAUUGACUUAACCUACUUCUCCCUUAUCAGCACCGUAAUAAUUUCAGUUUUAUGUUACCUUGUUAAGAUUGGCCUGGUCUGUGUUUACUACAUUAUUAAACCAAUGACAAAGAUAUUCUGUAUGUACCAUAAUGUGUUGUCAUUCAAUCUGGACUUGUUUAUAAAGUUACUUUGCAGUAUUUAGGUUUAGUGAUGGAUCUUAAUUUGCACCAAGUUAAAUAUUUACUAACAAAUCUAUGGUCGCAGCAAUGUUUUAACUUAAAGAAGACAACAAAACAAUGCAAUGAAGACUUUCGAGGACGCAUCGUCUUGAUUGAAUGUCUUACAGUAUCUCACAAUAUAAACUUCAUCGGAUUAAAUAGUUGUUUUUUUUAUGUCAGAGAGAUUUCCAGGAGCUUCUGGUAAAUCAGGAGGCCGCGGGAAAUCUGUUAGAAAAGAAAUUGUGCUUGACUGAAGUGGUUGUAGGCCUAUAAGGUGAAUUAGCUCCCUUUAUAGGUCGCCGCUUUGAAAGAAAAUCAACAUAAUAUACAAAAUGAAGCUACUUCUUGUUGAACUAGAAGAAUUCACUUAUCUAGUUUUCCAAAGAACUAUUGAUAAUGAACACAACGUCUGCCAGUUUGACUUUUACUGAGACUCAAGAUAAAUAUAAAAAACAUUUAAAAGAAAAAGCCUUAACUUCUAAAACUUCAGAAUGGAACAUAAAUUACAUCAAAGAUAAAUCCGAACAAAAAUAUAUAGAAAAAGUUACAGAAAAUUUGGAACAUGUUAAUACAAUUAACACUAAUACACCUUCUACACCAUCUUUAAGUACUUUAGUCUUAGAAAACAAUUUUGAAGCUAAAAGAAUGUCAUCCAGUGAAAACAGAGAAGAACCAGAUGGAACUUCAUCUUCACAAGGGAGUUUUUAUUUAAAUUCAAUAGAAACAGCAGAAUUUAUCAAACAAAAUAUCCACCAAAGAGAGUGUAUUCUUUUUGUACCUAAAGAGGCAAAUAAAUGUAAAUGUGGCAGAGCUGAAGCAGAACAUGUUAAGGAUGUGAAGAAAGCUGAGCCCUCCUUUGAAUGGAAAGCCAAAGAUCACACCAAAACAAUGCCUUGCUUUUGUUUUGGACAAAUACAAUUUAGAGGUUUUGGAGGCAGCAUGACAACACCAUUAUAUGCUUGCAUAGAUACAGACAGUAAAUGUCAGGAUGUAUGGGAACUUAUGAUUGAAAAAUGGAAAAUGCCAAUACCUCGGUUGUUGAUAUCCGUGACAGGUGGUGCUCAGAGAUUUGAACUGAAGCCAAGACUCAGUGCUAUUCUUAAGCAAGGACUAAUAGAAGCUGCUCUUAAUACAGGUGCUUGGAUAAUAACUGGUGGAACAAAAUCUGGUGUGAUGGAGUUUGUUGGGGAAGCAGUUAAAGAUCACAUGACUAUAAAAGGCAGUAGUUCAGAUGAUAUUCUCGUUGCUCUUGGUGUGGUCACUUGGGGAAUUGUAGGAAAUAAAGACGCACUUAAAGGAGGGGAUGAUGGAUUUGGUUUGUGGCCUGCAGAGUAUGAAUCUGGUAAACUUUCCCCUAAAGCCACAGCUCUUGACCCAAACCACACCCACUUUCUUCUGGUAGAUGAUGGAUCAGAAGGCAUGUUUGGGCGGGAGAUUCCUUUCCGAUCAAGAUUUGAAAAGUUCAUCUCUGAUUUGAAUCCUCCUGGUGUUUCCAAAGAUCAAGAAAUUCAUAUUCCUAAUGUGUUAAUUGUUGUGGAAGGAGGAGUUGGAACAAUAGAUACUGUUAGAGAAUCCUUAGCUAAUGAAACUCCAGUAGUUCUUAUCAAGGGCUCUGGUAGGGCUGCUGAUUACCUUGCAACAAGCUUUGAUGAUGCAACCAAAGAUCCAGAAUUAAAAUUUGUGAAAGAAGCAGAUAUCAAAAAAAUUUUUGAUCUUAAAGAUGAUGAAAAAGUAAAAAAAUGUGUCCAGAGCCUCAAAGAUUGUUUCAAGUCAGAUAGAAUGGGUUAUCUUAACAUUUUUGAUCUAGAAAAAUCAACUUCCUUUAAAGAUAUAGACAGAGAAAUUCUUUAUGCAUUGUUAAAAGCUAAUAAAUCAGAUUGCAAGUCUCAGCUUGCUUUAGCCCUGGCAUGGCGACGCUGUGAUGUUGCUCAACAACAGAUAUUUACUAGUGAGAACAGAUCGCAAUGGACGCCUGAUGUCCUGAACAAUGCUAUGUUCACUGCCUUAGUUCAAGACCAGACAGACUUUGUUCAGCUACUCCUUGACAAUGGAGUAGACAUCAAAAAGUUUCUGACACUAGAAACCUUAUGGAAUUUGUAUUACAAUUGCAUUAAUUUACACACUACAGAAGCAGCAAUCAUGAAAGACAUGAUUAAAAAAGUAAAAGGGAAUAAUGUUAAAAAGUGUCAUUGGCUGUCUUGUUUGUGUUGCUGUCCAAGUGAACUAUCAAAUGUGAAUUCUGAUCUACUAGUCAAAGUCAAUAGCACUGUUGCUAACUUACUUGAGGAUCAGUCUUUUAAUUUUUAUGAAAGUGAACAUUUUACUAUGCAUGGAGAUGUACCAACAAAACCAGAAAUGAAAUGGUUGGCUAAAGAAUCUUCUAGGAAACAGUCUCUUAAAUUUGAACAGAAUAAGGAUGAGUAUAGCUCUUUAGAAUUUGCUGCUGCAUACCAAAAUGUGCCACUACUUAAGGAUCAGGUGACUAGUGACUUUGAAUAUCCAGCAAGAGAUCUGUUUAUCUUUGCUGUUCUUUUUAAUCGACAAAAUAUGGCAAAACUUUUUCUAAAAAUAGGAUCUGACCAAAUAGGAAUGUCAUUACUUGGAAGCUCCAUAUUGAAAGCAUUAUCUAAGAAAGCAGCUGGGGAUGAAGAAACUGCAUUAAGUGAAGAUUUGCUUGCUCAUUCAUGUAAUCUUGAGUUGUUUGCCAAGGCAGCAUUGAAUGAAUGCUAUCUACGUAGCAAACAAGAUGCACACACUCUGCUGUACAGAGAGAUGAAGCAACUGGGAAAUAUGUCUAUUCUUCUGUUGGUCGAUAGACAAGAUUUAAUGGACUUUGCUGAGCAUCCAGCAUGUCAGACAAAACUAACAAGCUUAUGGAAAGGACAUCUGUCUCCGAAAACAUCAGUUAAAAAAAUAGUCCUUACCUGUUUUUUCCCAAUACUUAUUCUAACUUUGAAAUUCCUUCAACCAAAAUAUGAAAAUUCUACAAAUAUGAAUAAAGUCAGUCCAGUUCGCUGUCUGCCUAGAAAAAAAGAAAAAAGCUUUUCUAAAUACACUGAAGUGAAAGUUGGAUUCUCAAAGGACACAAUCAAUGUAUUUAGUGCAAUAUACAAGUUCUACUCUGCACCAGUCAUUAAAUUUACUAACAAUAUUGUCGCCUACCUAGUGCUCCUUGGAUUGUUCAGCUACUUUCUACUGACAAACAUGUCUCCUGUUAGUCAAUCUGAUUCUCCUUCAAUCAUUGAAUACAUUGUCUGGGCUUGGUUCAUAACUCUUUUUCUGGAAGAAAUAAGACAGGUUAUUGAAAUUCAGCAAAAAUCAUUUUGCUACAAGCUAAGCAUAUGGUGGAACAACAGCUGGAAUCACUUUGAUCUUUUGAUGUAUAUUUUAAUGAUUGUUUCUGUUAUCUUGCGCUACAUUCUAGAAGGGGAGGAUUUUGUCUAUGCUCGUAUUGUCUACUCCAUCACCCUGGUAAUGCUGUAUCUUAGGUUCAUGCAGUUUUACUUUGCAGAGCAAAACAUGGGGCCUAAAGUGAUCAUGAUUAGAAGAAUGUUGACAGAUUUAACAUUCUUCUUCUUCAUACUCAUAGUAUUUAUUCUUGCAUUUGGUGUGGCAUAUCAUGUCAACAUGUUUCCUAACCAAACCAAAGACUGGUCAAUAUUGUAUACAGUCUUUCUAUAUCCCUACUUCCAGAUCUAUGGGGAGUUAUUUCUUGAUGAUCUUAAAGGCAAAGAUGAUGGUGAUGGGUGCACAAAGAAUCAAUCCAUUUGGGAAACUGAUCCAACACAAAGAUGCCCAGAAAAGAAUGCUAUAGUCUACAUCUUUUUAUCUAUAUAUUUAGUCCUGAUCAACAUUUUGUUAAUUAAUCUUCUUAUUGCCAUGUUCAGCUACACAUUUCAGAAGGUUCAAGACAAUUCUACUAAGGUUUGGCGCUUUCAUCGUAUCUCACUAGUGAAUGAAUAUUUUGAUCGGCCAUCAUUAGUGCCACCACUUAUUGUAAUCAACCAUUUGUGGAGAAUAUUGUGUUUCAUUUUCCCUUGCUUUGGAAAGCAUGAACAUUUUGGUGUGAAACUGUCAGAGGAUGCCAUUAAACGUCUCAGGCUAUUUGAGAAAGCUGCAGUGGAAACUUGUUUGUUGCAAGCAGCCACAAAAGAAAAAGAUCUUUUAGAAAAUCAAGUAGCUUCCACAGUUUCUAGACUAGACUAUGUCAUGGAUGAACUGCACAGAAUCAAAGAGAUCAUACAGAACAAAUAAAAGUUGAACAAGAGAAAGCAAGAAAGAAAUAUUUCCCUAAAGUUGAUUUCAUUUUGACAAAUACUAGGGUCUAAAGAAUUUAUUUUCUUUUAUUUCAUAAUCUUUAACAAUAAAAAUAAAAACAAAAGAAAAAUUAAAAUUUAUUAAACUAUGUGAAAUUAAGAAAAAAAAAAAAGGUUAUUUUAGUUUCUUAAAUUACUCAAUUAAAUUGUAUGUAUGUGUUUUUGAAAUGUAGUGGUAUCCUUUUCUCUACUACAGAGCAAAAGUUAAAAUCUGUACUUCCAUACCAUGACAUUUACCCUACAUUUUGUUGCUCUCAAAAUUUCUUUAUUAAUGGUCUUUCAAAUUGGUUGAUUUCUUGAUUUUUUAAUAAUGACUUUCAUGAUACAGAGAAAUUCUAUUGCUCUUGCAAUAGUCUGAUAUAAUGGAUUUUGUAUAGCAUGAUUCUUUUGAUUAUUUUUGGACCUGGCAACUACUUGAUGUUUUCAUUUUAACUUUUGCUCUGACACCAGAAAGCCUUUGUCUCAUUCAGUGAUUGUUUAACUUAAAUUAAGAUUUAAAUUAAUUUCUUUUUAUUUUAUUUAUUGUUGCUUAUGGUUUAAUUGUUACUAAAACUAUUUUUAAUGUUUUAAAACUAUUACUAAUUAUUUAAAUGCUGUGGAUUAAUGUUAUAUGUUUUUUAUAAUUUUUUAAACAAUUUUUGCUUCUUUGACUGUCUGCUUGUAAGGCUUGCUUUACUUUAGCUUGAUCCAUCUUGUCUUCCUGUAAGCUGUCUUGAGGUAAUAUAGUAGAUGCUCUUUUGCUAGGGGUGAAAAUUGAUGAUGACCUAUUUGGACAUGGUGUUUCUACUUCAUCACUUCAAUAUUAUUUAGCUGGACAAUUGGUAUUUUUUAUUGAGCCAUUAAUUGUUUAUUACUAGGGUAACAGCUAUUAUUCUGAUGUACUUUCUUAUGUGAUCUUGUCAAUAUUUGUCCUGACUUUCUGAAAGCAUCUUAUUUCUUACCAGGUCAGACAUUAGUUUUAUCUUUGUUGUAAGAUUCAAAAGCUAGUUCUUUGUUGCAAUGCUUCUUCGAGGAUGUUGCAAAGAACAAUUGGUAUUUUUUAUUGAGCCAUUAAUUGUUUAUUACUAGGGUAACAGCUAUUAUUCUGAUGUACUUUCUUAUGUGAUCUUGUCAAUAUUUGUCCUGACUUUCUGAAAGCAUCUUAUUUCUUACCAGGUCAGACAUUAGUUUUAUCUUUGUUGUAAGAUUCAAAAGCUAGUUCUUUGUUGCAAUGCUUCUUCGAGGAUGUUGCAAAGAACUUAGUUUAGUUCUUAGUGGGGUGCAAUACAAUGUCCCCAACUGUAGAACAUUAAAAGUACACAAUUAUUAUGGGUUAGAUACUAAAUGUAUAGAGCAAUGAGUAGUGGUAUAACAGGUGCAAGUGUUUUGUGUGUAAUUAGUACCCAUGGCUCAGGAUAUGAUUGUCUAUUUAUAUUCAACAUGAAGGAGAUGUCAAGAGGUCGACUCUCUGAUAUUACUUAUUUAUUGUUAUAGAUUUCACUCAUCAAAGGAGUAAAAACAUUAUGAUUGGGUUAAACAUAUAACAUGUAAUUACACAUCAUGAUAUAAUAAAGAGGAUUACAUAUGCCCCAAUUGAUACUCAAGGGUGUUAGACUAAAUUCAAUAAUGAAUCGUUUCAAUUUCAAUGUAUAAUUUCAAUGUAUCGUCAAAGACCAUAACAUUACUAAAUAUUUUAAGUACCUGUAACACACAUAGAAAAAAAUAACCAAAAACAACAACCCAACUCAGACCAGGUCAUCUCUCCAACUGACAAAAUUGACCCACUGGCUACACUUAUUACCCAUCUUGAAAAACCUAUGCUAAAAUUCAACUCACAACAAAUAAACAUACACACACUCUCACAUCUUAUAACCCCUGCUCCUGACAGAUGUCUCAGGAGCAGAGUUGUCUGACAGCUUAUUUAAUUACUGUUGUUAUUUUAAGUAGUUAUCUUAAAAUCAAGAUUUUCUUCUCUUUGGUUUAUGGGUUAAUAUUACAAUACACAUUUUUGUCUAAAUGUUUGAAUGUUGACUACAAGAAAAUGUUACAUUCACUUUUUUUUUUUUGUUUUCUUUGUACACUUUUUAGCAUCUUUUUAUGUUAUGCCAUGUUCUCAGAGCAAUUACCUCAAUGUUUACUGCAGGAAUAUAUUACUUUUUUUUGGUCUGUUCACAUUUGAAUAUUUAUUGUAUUACAUAUUAUUUUAUGUUAAUUAAAAUAUAGGGUCUAUUUAUUUUUA